This is a messenger RNA of Panicum hallii, 669 nucleotides long. RefSeq lists its product as uncharacterized. NCBI's taxonomy places the organism in Eukaryota, Viridiplantae, Streptophyta, Magnoliopsida, Poales, Poaceae. Bases 135 to 392 code for a protein of 85 amino acids. The record is from RefSeq and is a predicted model, not a curated record. The transcript is spliced from 2 exons.
GCGCGCGGAGGCGACCGACCCGACCCCGGUCUAGUAAUCGAGGGGAGGAGGAGACCGAGGCCUAGGGUUGUACGGUGCUCGGUACUCCUGGCUCCUGCGGCGCAAGUCCGGCGAGCGGCUUCGGCGAUCGAUCGAUGGGGUACUGGUGGGACCGCGUCGUGCUGCCGGUGCGGCGGGUCUGGCUCGGCGUCGCGUCCCGCUUCGGGGUUCGCCAGACAGGGCUGUGGAGGCUGCGGCAGGAGGUGAGCACGUGCGAGUACGAGGACGUGCACGUGAUGUGGGAGAUGCUGAGCCGCACCACGGCGCCCGCGCCGGCGCCCAGGCGGCACAGCCGGUUCCGGCAGCAGCCGCGGCCGUGGGGCGACAGGUUCCGCCUCUGCCGGGGCUUCUAGAUCAAGGCCGGCGGCCGGCGCCGCCGCUUCAGCUCCUCCGCUGCUGGUGCCGCGGGAUAGCUCUUCCGGUCGCUCUCUUUGACUUUUCUUCUUCCCUGGUUUUCGGUGCUUGUAUCUAUCUAUCUAUCGACCUCGCUCGAUGGGCUCUGAGAUGUACUUCCAUUCCUCCUCGUGUGUCGAUCGGCCACGCGCUGCAGAUGAUGCCCGGGGCAUGUGAAUGAACAGAGCUGUUUGGGAUUUGUGGCUUUGUGCUCGUGUUUCUACCGCCUAGUUCUCC